AUGGCUUUGCUCAGCGCGGUAUCUGCGGUAUUUGUAGUCGCCUUCUUAGCGAAGGGUACCCACUCACAGUUAGAUGUGUGUGGUCAGCCCCCCCUCAACACCAGGAUAGUGGGGGGUCAGGACGCCCCUCCUGGUGCCUGGCCCUGGCAGGUCAGCUUGCACAGAUCUGGCAGCCAUUUCUGUGGUGGCUCCUUAAUCAACAAGGACUGGGUGCUGUCAGCAGCUCAUUGUUUCCCCUUCCUCAGCGUUUCAGCUUCAGAAGUCACCGUCUUCCUGGGUCGUCAGACUCAGGAGGGAUCCAACUCAAAUGAGGUGUCAAGAACAGUCUCUCAGAUCAUCAGUCACCCCAACUAUAGCUCUGUCACCAGUAACAAUGACAUUGCUCUGCUGCGUCUCAGCGCGUCUGUAACUUUCACUAACUACAUCAGACCGGUUUGUCUGGCUGCAGCAGACAGCACCUUCUACAAUGGCACUGACAGCUGGGUCACGGGUUGGGGAGACAUUGCAGAUGGCGUCUCCCUUCCCUCACCUCAGACUUUACAGGAAGUGGAAGUGCCAGUGGUGGGAAACAGACAGUGUAACUGUCUCUAUGGUGUUGGCUCAAUCACAGACAACAUGAUCUGUGCUGGAUUAUUAGCAGGAGGGAAGGACUCCUGUCAGGGAGACUCAGGAGGACCAAUGGUGAGUAAACAGGGCUCUCGCUGGAUCCAAUCAGGCGUUGUGAGCUUUGGGAGAAGCUGUGCCCUAGCUAACUUCCCUGGAGUGUACGCCAGAGUGUCCCAGUACCAAGACUGGAUCAACUCUCAGAUCAGCACUGACCAGCCCGGCUUUGUCACAUUUACCUCCAGUGGCACUGAUGGGGAUUUGAGUGUGAGCUGCACUGGCCUUCCUGCUAUCACCACCACCAGUCCACCUACAACCACUGCAGCCCGUAACAGCACAGCGACAAACAGCAACAGCACUAGCAACAGCACCAUGUGUGGUCAGCCCCCCCUCAACACCAGGAUAGUGGGGGGUCAGGACGCCCCUGCUGGUGCCUGGCCCUGGCAGGUCAGCUUACACAGAUCUGGCAGCCAUUUCUGUGGUGGCUCCUUAAUCAACAAGGACUGGGUGCUGUCAGCGGCUCAUUGCUUUCAAAGCAUUACAGCUCCACAGGUCACCGUCUACCUGGGUCGUCAGACUCAGCAGGGACCCAACUCAAAUGAGGUGUCCAGAGCAGUCUCUCAGAUCAUCAGUCACCCUGACUAUAGCUCUCUCACCAGUGACAAUGACAUUGCUCUGCUGCGUCUCAGCGCGUCUGUAACUUUCACUGACUUUAUCAGACCAGUUUGUCUGGCUGCAGCAAACAGCACCUUCUUCAAUGGCACUGACAGCUGGGUCACGGGUUGGGGAGACACUGCAGAAGGCGUCUCCCUUCCCUCACCUCAGACUUUACAGGAAGUGGAAGUGCCAGUGGUGGGAAACAGACAGUGUAACUGUCUGUAUGGUGUUGGCUCAAUCACAGACAACAUGAUCUGUGCUGGAUUAUUAGAAGGGGGCAAAGACUCCUGUCAGGGAGACUCAGGAGGACCAAUGGUGAGUAAACAGGGCUCUCGCUGGAUCCAAUCAGGCGUUGUGAGCUUUGGGAGAGGCUGUGCCCAAGCAAACUUCCCUGGAGUGUACGCCAGAGUGUCCCAGUACCAAGACUGGAUCAACUCUCACAUCACCACUGACCAGCCCGGCUUUGUCACAUUUACCUCCAGUGGCACUGAUGGGGAUUUGAGUGUGAGCUGCACUGGCCUGCCUGCUAUCACCACCACUACAACCACUACCACUAUAACCACUCCCACCACUUCAACCACCCCCACCACUACAACCACUACAACCACUCCCACCACUACAACCAUUGCUACUACAACCCCUGCCACCACUACAUCCCCGGUGGUCUGCGGCAGUGCCUCUAGGAACAAUGUUGGUACCGGGAGCAGCAGCUCUGUAGCUAGUGCAGGCGUUUGGCCAUGGAUGGCCAGUCUGCAGCGAGGAGGCAAACACGUAUGUGGAGGUACACUGGUCGCCGAACAGUUCGUUCUGAGCUCUGCUGACUGCUUCUCCAGCUCCACCAAUGCUUCAGAAUGGACCGUGUUCCUUGGCCGUCUCAAUCAAAAUGGUUCCAACCCUAACGAGGUCUCUCUGAGGGUCAACAACAUCACACUGAGUAACAUGACAGGCAACAAUGUGGCUGUUCUGGAGCUGGCCAGCAAACCCACACUCUCAGACUUCAUACAGCCCAUCUGUGUGGACCUGGGAACAGAGACCUUCUCCACAGGAACACAGUGCUGGAUUGUGGGCUGGGGUGCAGAACAAGGAGGAGUUGAACAAACCCUUCAGCAAGUCCAGACUUCUGUGGUGGAUUGUGGGAAUUCAUCCUCUACAGAGAAUAUUUGCACUGGUUUGGUGGAUUUUCAGCAGGGUGAUGCUGGUGGCCCUUUGAUGUGUAAACAGGGUGUGGCAUGGUUCCAGGCUGCAGUUUUGACUGUCGCUAACAGCACCUCAAACAGCAGCGGUAGCAGUAACAGUACAAGUCGCUCAAAUGUUGUUCCUCGUGCAGACAUCCAGGUCUUCAGCCGAACUUCUCGCUAUAACAACUUUCUGGACAACACUGUGGGCAGCUUCCCUCCACGAGCCUCCAACAGCACAUCUUCUAACACCACAGCCUUUAACACCACAACAGUAACUUCUCCACCUGUGGGAGCCAGUACUCCUGUUGUCCAGCGGUUGCAGCGUUUACAGUCCACUGUGCAGCCUGGAUCGGAGGAGGCUGUUCUGGCUUUUCCUCCUAAUUCUGCUCUUCCAGGGGAUUUGAGAGGCAUGUUUAUGGGGAAAACCCCCAUCAAGAUUCAGUUUCCUUGCUUUGGUAGGAAGGAAGAUGAUCCUGACCCUUUAAGAUUUCUGGAAAAUUGUAAUGAUUAUCUUGCUUUGAAUCAUCUGCAUGAUGAUGAAAUCAUUGCCACGUUACGGAAUGUACUCUUCGGCACUGCCCGAGAUUGGUGGGAUGUUGCUCGUGAAAACAUUACCAGCUGGGCGGAGUUUGAAACUCGUUUCCUUUCUGCUUUCCUCUCGGAGGACUAUGACGAUGAGCUGGCCGAGAGAGUUCGGACCAGAGUCCAAGGAGAGACAGAGUCUGUCCGGGACUUUGCUUUCAGCUACCGUGCCCUGUGCAAGAGGUGGAAACCUGGGAUCACCGAACCCAAAAUUGUCAAACUCAUCUUAAAAAACAUCACUCCUCGUCUGGCCAGUCAGCUCCGGGGUAGAGUUAAAGAUGUGGAGGAACUGGUCAGACUGGGCACUCAGCUGGAGAAAGACUGGGGACCUGAAAAAGGGAAGAGAGGAACACAAGGACACGAGCAUAACGUUUCGGAUAAAAAGGGAGGAGUGAAUGCUGCCAUAAGGCCAGAGGCCUCAGGAACCCCUCUUAUGACCCAAGCAAAAGAGGCAUCGUCUCCCUCUGCAUGUCUUAUACCCAUACCUCGUCAGCUUCUGGUUCCUGUGUCUAUCCGCCAAUGGAUAGGAAAAGCCAUUGUAGAUACGGGAGCUACUUAUACCCUCAUGCAAGAGUCCCUCUGGAGAAAAAUGGUGUGCUCACAGGAGAAAUUGAGACCCUGGGUUGAAGGACCGUUGUACUUGGCCAAUGGAGAAGCCACCAAUCCAUUGGGUUGGGUAGAUCUAAACAUUCAGCUCCAUGGCCUGGCUGUCUCCCUUCCUGUGGCAAUUCUUCCCGCUUCAUGCCUUGCCUUUGCUGUGGUCCUAGGUUUGGAUUUUAUGCAUUUUAGUGGCCUUAGACUCUGUGUCAGAGAUCAGACUUACUACCUGCCUUCAGCUCCUUCUUUCCCUUUUCCCUUCCAGCCUGAAAAUGAUGCAUACCCCUUGCCUACCAUCCAGGAGAUCCUUGAUUCGUUAACAGGAGCCACCAUCUUUACCAACCUGGAUCUUAACAGUGGCUACUGGCAGGUGGCCAUGGAUCCUCUUAGUAAACCCAUGACUGCAUUUGUCACUCCCACCACCAUUAAGUUUUUGGGACACAUUGUCACCCCCCAGGGUAUACAACCGGAUCCAGAUAAGAUUGCGGCCGUAAUGAAUUUCCCCACACCAACCUCUCUUAAAGAGGUUCAACGCUUUUUAGGCAUGGCAGGGUGGUACCACCGCUUUGUACCAGGCUUCUCCAAGGUGGCAGAACCUCUCAAUGCCCUAAAAAGAAAGGGAGCAAGGUUUACGUGGAAUGAGGUAUGCCAACAGGCAUUCGAUGCCCUGAAAAAUUUCCUAACUACUCCACCAGUUCUGGGUCAUCCAAACUUUCACUUUCACUUUGUAGUCUAUACUGAUGCCAGUGAUACCGGCCUAGGGGCAGUCCUCACCCAGCAGACCGGAGUGGGCACUGAGGAAGUGUUGUCUUAUGCUUCUCGAAUACUUAACAGUGCUGAAAGAAACUACACCACUACAGAGCGUGAGCGCUUAGAUGUUGUGUGGGCUUUGGAGAAGUGGCAGUACUACCUGGAUACCAAGUUGUUCACUGUUGUCACCGAUCAUGCAGCUCUGAAAUGGGUUCUCUCCUCCAAUAAAACGAAUAGUCGAUUGAUCCGCUGGGCUUUGCCACUACAGAAAUUCAACUUCUUUCUGGAAUAUCGAAAAGGAAAACUCAACACGGUUCCCGAUGCCUUAUCCCGCACUUCUGAAACCAUUGAGUGUUCUCCCAUUUGUAACACCUUUCAGGCUUCUUCUCCUGCCAAAAAUGGGUAA
This is a messenger RNA of Chanos chanos (milkfish), 4773 nucleotides long. Its product is annotated as transmembrane protease serine 9-like. Gene Ontology annotation, biological process: proteolysis. The transcript is spliced from 19 exons. Gene Ontology annotation, molecular function: serine-type endopeptidase activity; aspartic-type endopeptidase activity. Lineage: Eukaryota; Metazoa; Chordata; Actinopteri; Gonorynchiformes; Chanidae. Bases 1 to 4773 code for a protein of 1590 amino acids. The record is from RefSeq and is a predicted model, not a curated record.